Molecule: messenger RNA, 1660 nt
Organism: Dimorphilus gyrociliatus
Lineage: Eukaryota; Metazoa; Annelida; Polychaeta; Dinophilidae
Source: the annotation of a GenBank genome assembly
UAUGGUAAAUAGGCCAGCUUCGGUGUUAACAGUAUUUUGUUUUCUCCUCUGUCUCUUGUACGUCUUUUAUUGGAAAAUUGGAGAGCCGAAUAACGAUAGUAUUGAAUCUAUAAUCGAUUUAUCAUACAAGAACCCUCAUAAAUUCCGAAACCCUUCUCCAAAACUUGCCGAAGGUAGGCAGGCACCUGAUGAAAGUGAUUAUGAGGAUAUAAAAAAUCAGUUAAUAGAUCUUUUUGACGAUGAUCUAUUCAAUUUUUCUGCUCCAUUACGUUCUUUAAAACGUAAACGAACUAUCAGUCGCCAAGUAGUCGCGUUAGAAAAUUUUCUAGAGGCUUAUCACCAUAAUAUUACAUCAACAAGAGAAAAAUUACUUAAAUGGAUGGAGGAUCCAAAAUUUCGAGAUUUAGAACCAAUUGAUAACGUUGCUGACGCAUAUAAAGACGAUUUUUUUGAUAGAGUCAUGAAAUUAGACUCUGUGAGUACUAUUGUUCUUUGGGGUGAAAGCUUGGAAGAAAUGAAAAAGAUAGUGCCGGAUCAACAUUUUCCUUACACGUCGUCCGACUGUAGAGGUUUGGAAAAUCAUGCUAUAUAUGGUAACAGCGAUGGUAAACGAUUCUAUAAUGUAAGUUGUUCUGAUAAAUUAGCUGAUCUGUGGAAACCAGCGCACCUGGAUAUAGUACGAUUUGGAAUGGGUUUACCAUUAAAUGGAAUGGAUACUUUAAGAAAAAUAUGGAAUAAACCUAAAGCAAUACCUGCAACUUAUAUAUUGAUAGUAAAAGAUGGUGUUUCAAAUAGUGAAGGUGACGUUUGGGUCGAAUCAACAAAAAUUGUUAUUCAACGCUGCUAUCAAGAUCUGCGUCCAAUAUUUCCCAGGCACCUCAAUAUCACAGUAAAUUAUAAGGAGAUAUUUGUAAUGACCCAAUAUUUUGGAGGUUCUUUCUUUCAUUUUAACGUGGAGGGUUUACCCAGACUUACACCUCAUCUUAAAUGGUUAGAACAGAAUCCUCAUAUACCUAUUUUAAUCUCCAAACCAAAAUAUAAAAAUGCUUUUGAUGGAUUUAUAAAAGUUAUUGGACUCCCUCGUGAAAGAUUUGUGUUCGAUAAAAUUGUUAGAGCUAAGGUUUUAUAUAUGCCUGCUGGCGGAAUUUGUGGAAGAUCCGCUGUUUUCGGGUCUGUAGCAACUUCUAUUUAUUUGAGAUCCCGCUUAAAUGCUCCAGAAAUAGGGAAACAACCAGAUUCUGUUGUUAUUAUUAAGAGAUCAUCUCGUGGUCGUCUUUGGAUGAAUCAUGAUGAAAUUUAUAAUCAAGUGAAAGCCGAAGCGGAUAAAAGAAGCUUCAAAACAGUUAUUUUUGGUGAUAAACCUUCGCCAACUUUCGAAGAAGGUAUGAAAAUGUUCGCUCGGGCAGUGAUGAUUAUUGGUCCACAUGGAGCAGGAUUGUCAAAUAUUCUCUGGUCAAGUCCUGGAACUGUAAUAAUAGAAGGCAUGUGUGAUAUAGUGCCUCGAAAAGUUAAUCUGUGUUAUAGAAAUUUAGCUCAACUACUCGGUAUGAGGUGGUAUGGCAUUUAUCCAGGGUGUGUGCACACUAGAGCAUUUCAGGUAAUUCCAGUUGUGUCAUACAAUUUAGAUCAAUAUCUUAAAUCAAUCCGAAAAGGAAUAUAA